Messenger RNA from Brienomyrus brachyistius, 2552 nucleotides. RefSeq names its product DnaJ heat shock protein family (Hsp40) member B12b (gene dnajb12b). Gene Ontology annotation, cellular component: endoplasmic reticulum membrane. The record is from RefSeq and is a predicted model, not a curated record. The transcript has 8 exons. Gene Ontology annotation, molecular function: nucleic acid binding; methyltransferase activity; Hsp70 protein binding. Bases 40 to 1155 code for a protein of 371 amino acids. NCBI's taxonomy places the organism in Eukaryota, Metazoa, Chordata, Actinopteri, Osteoglossiformes, Mormyridae. Gene Ontology annotation, biological process: methylation; cellular response to misfolded protein.
AAGCGACACGGCGCGACGUAAUCACUCAGCAGGUCCGCGAUGGAGGUAAACAGAGACGAGGCGAAGCGCUGUGUUGAGAUUGCUGUCGCGGCGCUCAAGAACAAGCAAACGGACAAAGCCGUGAGGUUUUUAGAAAAGGCACAAAGGCUGUUUCCGACUGAUGAGGCGAAGGCCCUGUUGGAGUCCAUCACAAAGAAUGGGCAGCCAUGCGGGGCAGAGAGUAUGCCAGGAGGCAGCGAUGGCCCAGGUCCCCGACACCGGAGAACCAGGCCAGACAGCGGCACGGCCCCCGAGGAGAAGGCCACAGACUCUGGUAAAUCCUACACCCCAGAUCAGCUGGAGGCUGUGAAAAGGAUAAAGCAAUGUAAAGACUAUUAUGAGAUCCUGGGAGUGAACAAAGAUGCCACUGAGGACGAUCUUAAAAAGGCUUACAGAAAACUGGCGCUGAAAUUUCACCCAGACAAAAAUCAUGCCCCGGGUGCCACCGAGGCCUUUAAAGCUAUCGGAAAUGCCUACGCCGUCCUCAGUAACGCUGAGAAGCGGAAGCACUACGACCGAUUUGGUGGCGAGAAAGCGCACCCAUCCAGACAGGGCCACGCUGAUGAGUUUGAGGCAGACAUUUCACCCGAAGAUCUAUUCAACAUGUUCUUCGGAGGUGGCUUCCCAUCAAGCAACGUCCACGUUUACAGCAACGGCAGGAUGCGGUACACCUUCCAGCAGCGACCCGAGCGCCGGGAGCAGCAGAGGGAUGGGGGCCUGGCCCUGUUCGUCCAGCUGAUGCCCAUCCUCAUCCUGGUGGUGGUCUCGGCCGUCAGUCAGAUGAUGGUGUCCAACCCACCCUACAGCCUCAGCCUUAGGCCGUCGUCGGGCCACAUUCACAAACGGCUGACGGAGACCCUGAGGGUGCCUUACUACGUGGGAGACCACUUCACCAAGGAAUACAGCGGCGUGAGCCUGAAGAACGUGGAGAGGAACGUGGAGGACGACUACAUCUCUAACCUCAGAAACAAUUGCUGGAAGGAAAAACAGCACAAGGAAGGCUUGCUGUAUCGAGCUCGGUACUUUGGCGACAGCGACCUGUACCAGAGGGCACAGAAGAUGGGCACCCCAAGCUGUUCCAGGCUCUCUGAAAUCCAGGCCAUGCUACAUGGUUAAAAAGAGAAAAAAAAACUCACUCCUUGCCACAAAACAUAGGUGCGCCAAAAUCGGCCAAACUUCACCUCACCCUGUAAAUGCCCUUCAAGACUGUGAGAAGCUAUGAACGUUUUAUUCCAGUCAACAUUGUAGUGGUCGUUUUAGUGUAAGAUAUGUUGUCUACUUUUUCUUUUCCACAUGAUGAAAUGUUUUUCAUUUAUUGAUUUCAUUGUUGCCGUUUUUAUGAAAUAUUAUUUUAUUAUUAUUAAACAAAUAGUAAGAAGCUGCUGGGUCUCCUUCUGAGCCCCAGAAAAGAUAAAUCAACAGGUUUUUAUUCAGUUUUGUUAGCACAGUGUGCUGGAAUAUAGCCAAAACCGGGACUUCUCCCGUAGUCUCCUCAUUUCCCAAAAUGCUAACAAGCCAGAAUAUGCUGUGAUCGUUUGUAUCGCUCCAGAAGGAGGCUUGUGGAAAAUUGCCAUACGAACUUUGGCAGAAUGAGUUUUACGCUGUAGUCUGCUGCCUACUGAAAAGCAUGACCGCUGUAAUCGUGCGGCGACCAGCCCAGGGAAGAAUAACGCAUUCUGUUGGAAGUUAUUGCCAUUACUCUUUAAAUAAUAGAAAACAGUACGGAUUCAAGAUAUUCGCUGCUUGGGCCCCUAGUUAUCCUGUUUAUUGUCACCAAUAACGAGUUACAAAGUACCAACAUUUUAAAUGCCAUUCUUGCUUUAGGUGCUUUCGAAGUAUUUGAAAGGAAUCGUUUUGAAUCGUGGUCAGGAGCGUGCCUGUGUGUGUGUGUGUGUGUGUGUGUGUGUGUGUGUAGUCUUUACAAUUUGUCCGUAAAACAUCGAUUUAAAGUGGGGAAUGGAUGAUUGCUUUGUUGAACACUCCGCUUUUGCAGAUGAUAAACUUUUUUUUCCCCCUGGCUUAAUGAGUCAGUGAGCCUCGGGAUUGUCUGAGCGGAGGAAGCUUGGAGCGCCGAGCGCUUUCUACAUCUGGAACUAAUUUAUUACGCUGUGAGAAUCUGUCUUUGAUUGGAAAUCAAUUCUGUGAAAGAAAACUGCAUUUUUCCUUACGUUAGUCCGUUUUAUUGUGUAAAAGAAACUCAGUGCCUGUUUUUAGUCAGUUAAGCCGGUGGUUGAUGUUUUGUACAUGUUUAACUUAACUAUGCAGGGAUAAAAUGUAAUUAUUUAGCAUAGUUUUGUGUAUGACGAAAUUCUUUGAGGCUUUUGCUUAACGGCUUUACUCGAAUGUAAAUGAUUGCGUCAUUGAAAAGAAACUUUAUUUUAAAAUAGGAUAAUUAAAGUGUAUUUUAAUUUAAGAUUAAAGCAGACAAUAUCAACCCACAUUUUAAAGUACCUUUAUGGGUACUUUGAAUAUGCAUUUCCACAAGCGGUGAAUAAUAAAAUAUGCGUGCCACA